CGCCGUCACGCGGCGGCAAUGGGUAUCGUCGUCUCCGCCACCGCCUCCUGCGGCGACAUCUUCGGCCGACGCCGCUCCCCAGCUCCUCCUGCCCCAACUGCGACCCCCGCGGCUAGCACCCCACCACCCACGGACACAACACCGGAGCCGGAGCUCGCCCGCGUGUUCCGCCACCUCGACGCGAACGGCGACGGCCGCAUCUCGGCGGCCGAGAUGCGAGAGUCCUGCGGGUGCACGGCCGCGGAGGCGGAGGAUAUGGUCGCUGCCGCGGACCGCGACGGAGACGGGUUCAUCAGCCUCGAGGAGCUCGGGGCGCUGCUCGAGGACGGCGACAAGGCGGACACGCUGCGCGCCGCGUUCGCCGAGUACGACGAGAACGGCGACGGCGUGAUCACCGCGGAGGAGCUGCGCCGCGCGCUGCGGAGGCUAGGGAUCGUCGGGGAGGAGAUGUCGGCCGAGCGGUGCGCAGAGAUCGUCGCGGCGGUGGACCGAGACGACGACGGGGUCAUCUCCUUUGACGAGUUCAAGGCCAUGAUGGCUAUCAAGCCGCCGCCGGCGUGAGCCAUACGCGCCGCCCGGCGAUACCACACCACACGUACGUGUACGUCUUCGUCUCUGAUUGUUCGUCGGCAACAAGAUGCACGUACGCGACUACUGUCGUAACCCUAAUUAGCAGGUGUAAAAUACUAAGGGAAAUCCAUUGGUUUUAGGGUUUCACGUUUUGCACUUCUACUGGUCAGUUCUAGUCUAGUUCGGGAUUAGUCUGCGAGGCCUUAUUGCUCGGAGAAAUUGAGUUUGAUGGGAGGGCAGUAAACUGAAAAUUUGGUCGGUUCUAGUCUGGUUCGGGAUUAGUUUGUGAAGCCUUAUUGCUUGGAGAAAAAAUUGAGUUUGAUUUGAGGGCAGUAAACUGAAAUUUCGGAGGUAUGCACGUUCAGCAGUUCAGGAGA
Molecule: messenger RNA, 947 nt
Organism: Sorghum bicolor (sorghum)
Lineage: Eukaryota; Viridiplantae; Streptophyta; Magnoliopsida; Poales; Poaceae
Product: probable calcium-binding protein CML20
Exons: 1
Coding region: 19-561 (180 amino acids)
Molecular function (GO): calcium ion binding
Source: RefSeq, a predicted model, not a curated record